AAGAUACCAAGAGCAGCUACAGGAACUAACAACAACUGACUGGAAGUAAACAAAUAAACACAAAAGUAAUGUAAUCCUAUUACAAAUGUUCUUUUCUUGGUUAGAGCAAAGAAAGUCAGACUGUUUCUUUUUGGAGAUUAUGAAUUUCUCUGCAAGAUGUAUGGGUUAUCUGGACCUUCAGGUCGUCACUGUUGUUUAUGGUGUCUAAUUGACAGUUCACAAAUGGCAAAACCAGCUGCAGAAAGAACACCAUCACAACAAAGGAGUCUUGAUCAGCUCAUUACAGACUUCAGAAAAUUUACAGAAUCAGGGAGCAACAUGAAAAGAGCAAAAUUCUAUAACAAUGUUAUUAGGCCCCACCUACUAGCUGUUCCAAUCGACCAUGUAGCCAUUCCAGCACUACAUAUCAGUCUAGGAGUCUUUGCUAAACUUUACGAUCAACUGGAACGAGCAGCUCAUAAAAUAGACAAUCAAAGAGUCAUCGAAGAAAGUGAGAGGGCUCCAACCCACAUGGGACAUGCAACUGCAUCUUCUUUUAAACAACACAUAUCAAGCAUACGAGAAGCACAGAAGUUAAAAGAGGAAGCGCGAAACAAUAAGUUGGAAGCACCAAGACUCUUUGAAAUUGCCAACUGGAUAAAUCUCACUGGAAGCACCAACACAGAGUCAACACCACCAGCUGUAAUACAAAUAUACGAUCAAGCCAAACAGCUCGCAGCACAGGCAGAUCAACUAGAGGAUCAAGAAAAAGCCCUCAGAUUGGAGUCCUUUCCUCUUCAUGAUGGCUCUAGUGUCUGUGCUUUAGUUAAGACACUACCUGACAUAGGCAUUGAAAAACAAGCCUAUCAUGGAGGCUCAUUCAUAGGCAACCACAUUCACAAGUGCUGCCAGGUUAUUCAAGCAUCUCAAUUUAUAAAAUUUGCUUAUUCAACAAUAAAUUAUACUAUACAGGGAGACAACAUAGAAAAGCUCUGCAAUUCUAUUGCAACAGCCAUGCCCCAGGACCUCACAGCUCGUAACAAGGGCAACAGCAGAAAACAUUGCUCAAGCAUUUGCAGUAACAUUCAAACUAUUUGCAGUCUGCCAUAAUGGUUACAGUGUCAGCCAAAAAAUGGACGAACAUGAAAUAGAAACUCUAGACGCCAAUAUAAAAGCAUUUCUUCAAAACUACAGAUCUACGUUGCCCACAGCCUCAAUAACACCUAAACUGCACAUGUUGGAAGAUCACGUGAUGCCAUGGAUGCGGAGAUGGAAAUUUGGACUGAGGUUUCAUGGUGAACAGGGUGCAGAGUCCAUUCAUGACCGAUUCAAAUCAAUGCAACGCACCUACGCCAACGUGAGAAACGCUACAGAGAGACUGAAAGCUAUCGUAAAAGAACACAACAUGUCAGUUUUGCCCUAUGUUGCUGAAAACCGGCCUGAGGUGAAAAAGAGAGAGACUACAAACAAAGACUACACAUUGCUUAUAUUACAUGCUCCUUUUGCUUGUAACUUUAGACUUUAGACUGCAUGAGAUUCAGAAAAAUCUGCUGUAGG
Molecule: messenger RNA, 1536 nt
Organism: Corticium candelabrum
Lineage: Eukaryota; Metazoa; Porifera; Homoscleromorpha; Homosclerophorida; Plakinidae
Exons: 5
Coding region: 157-1089 (310 amino acids)
Source: RefSeq, a predicted model, not a curated record